This is a messenger RNA of Syngnathus typhle (broad-nosed pipefish), 2456 nucleotides long. RefSeq names its product monooxygenase, DBH-like 1, like (gene moxd1l). The coding region runs from base 422 to 2155 and encodes 577 amino acids. The transcript has 15 exons. Gene Ontology annotation, biological process: dopamine catabolic process; norepinephrine biosynthetic process; octopamine biosynthetic process. Gene Ontology annotation, cellular component: secretory granule membrane. NCBI's taxonomy places the organism in Eukaryota, Metazoa, Chordata, Actinopteri, Syngnathiformes, Syngnathidae. Gene Ontology annotation, molecular function: copper ion binding; dopamine beta-monooxygenase activity. The record is from RefSeq and is a predicted model, not a curated record.
UGAGCUGGAGAAGGGAAACAAUUCCAAGUUGAGUCUUUAUGACUUUUACAGGUGCAUUCCUCCGGGGUAACGCCACCACGUUCCACUGGAAGUUCAGACAGCAGAAAAAAAAAAAGCCAGACCAACUGUGUGCUCUCUAUUUCAUUCCAAUCAAACUCAAGCCUAAUCAAAUUGACAUCUCAUCAUGUUUCUGUUCUUUUAGAUGAAGCAGAAAGCAAUCUCUGGACGGAACCUCUUGGGAGCCCCGCAGGUGCCCUAUCCAUUAGAUACAGCCGUGCUUUCUGCUCACAUUUUUCCACGUCUGCAGCAUCCUUGAAAAAGAUAACCAGCCAUAGCUAUGACGACUAUCUCAAGGACUUUGUGAGUCCUGACCUUGGCUGAAUCUCCAAGAGUGGCAAACAACACGGCUGGAUAUGUCUGCAUGGGCUUGUCCGUCCUCGCCACCUGCUCAUAUUUCAACCAGAUGACGAUAGAAGUGAUGGAUAAUGAAUUCCAAGGAGCGCAGGCGUCUGAUCCGGACCUGCCCUUCAUGGACUACCUGGACAACGAUCACCUGGUCUGCAUCAAGUGGGGCUUCGACGACGAGCAGGGGAACAUCACCAUCAAAUUCAUCGUCAACACCACCGGCUGGGUGGGCUUCGGCCUGAGUCCCAACGGAGACAUGAGGGGGGCCGACCUCAUCAUGGGGGGCCUCGGGCCCGGCGGGAUCUACUUCAAAGAUUAUUACGCCACGGGCAACGGCUACCCGGUGGAAGACCAGCAGCAGAGCUACACGCUGCUGUCCCUCGAAGAGAGCGACGGGCAAACUCUCGUGACCUUCUCCAGGCCCUUCCAAACUUGUGAUGACCAAGAUCUCCCCAUCACCGCCCAAGCCAUGAAUCUGAUCUACGCUUACGGAAACACGGAUGAGAUCAGCUACCACGGGCCCCUCACCGGCACCAAAAAGCUCAACCUCCUCAAUUAUGUCUCCAGAGCCACCGCCGUGGCAAACGGAAACUCCAUCAGGGCCACCGUGGAAAACGUCACCAUCCCUCCGCAGGACACUUAUUACCACUGCAGGACCAUGAAGCUCCCCACCUUGAUUGGCAAGCAUCACAUCAUUCGGUUUGAGCCGGUGAUCGAGAACCCCGACGUGGUGCACCACAUGCUGCUGUACAACUGCCCGCCUUCGGUGACCACGCCCUACGACGGCGAAUGCUACCUGGACCGCUUGGGGGCCCUCUGCCACGCCAUCGUUGCCGCUUGGGCCCUCGGAGGCCAGAUCUUUGACUUUCCAGAAGACGCGGGCAUCCCCAUCGGAGGCAGCGACAACUCGGCAUUCUACCGGCUGGAAAUCCAUUACAACAACCCAAACAACGAAUCGGGCAGGACCGACAGCUCGGGUUUGAAGCUGCACUACACGGAUCAACUGCGCCCGCACGAUGUCGGCAUCCUCAGCACGGGCGUGUCGCCGUCCGGUUUGAUCAACUACGACAUUCCUCCCGGAGCCGCUAAGUUCCGCACCUUCGGUGUGUGCAACACCAGUCUCUUUUCUCAGAUCAUGGAGCCGGUGCCAGACUUGCAAGUUUUUGCCAUUAUGAUGCACACCCAUCUCGCCGGCAGGGAGGUCCGAGUGGGACAUUUCAGAAAUGGGGAGCAGUUGGGUUUCCUCGCCUCCAAUCCCAACUAUGACUUCAACCUGCAAGAGAUCACCAGAUUGGGAAGCAUCAAGACCAUCAAGCCGGGAGACGUCAUUGUGGUGGAGUGCUCCUACAGCACCUCCAAUCGAACAAAACCUACAAAGAUGGGCUUUGCCACCACCGACGAGAUGUGCCUGGCCUUCCUGCUCUACUACCCCAAAAUUGAGAUUGUAACAUGCAUCAGCUGGCCCAAUAUAUCAUCAGACCUGAACCAGCAAUUCCCUUCGGGAGGCUCGCUUUCAAACCAACAAGAAAUCGUGGCGUAUGAGAACCUGGUGAAGAACAUGUCGCAAAUUCAGAUUGUAUACACUAAGGACUACCAACUCGGCAUCAACCGUCACGGUCACGUCGGCGAUAUGAUGGAAACGCCAACUUUCCGCUGCGAGCAUACGGGCAACGCAUCGAGUAAAUGCACAUCCCGGAUUUGGCAUCAAGCAGCAGUCCUGUUGGUAGUCCUUUGGAUGGCUCUUUUCUAAACAAUCCACAAACACCAAUGUCUCAUUCGCUUUCUGUUGUGUCAUAUCCGUUUGGCAAAUAUGAUACAUAUUCAGUUUUAGGAUAUUCAUUUGAUUGCACUUAGUGUUUAUGAGAGUAGUUUGCACCGGUGAUCAAAUACUCUGUAUUAUUGUCAUCGUUAUCAAUUAUGCCGCAAUAUUAAGGAUAACAGUUAGAUUUGUGAUUUUUGUAUUGUCUUUUGCUUGUGAAAUUUGCCAUAUAGGAUUGAUAGGUGUGGUGGAGGAAAUGCAUUUAACCAAUUAAAAGGCCAAAAGAAAAGGA